This is a messenger RNA of Lottia gigantea (owl limpet), 1989 nucleotides long. RefSeq lists its product as hypothetical. Bases 1 to 1989 code for a protein of 662 amino acids. Gene Ontology annotation, cellular component: plasma membrane. The record is from RefSeq and is a predicted model, not a curated record. Gene Ontology annotation, molecular function: chloride channel activity. NCBI's taxonomy places the organism in Eukaryota, Metazoa, Mollusca, Gastropoda, Lottiidae. The transcript is spliced from 11 exons. Gene Ontology annotation, biological process: chloride transmembrane transport.
AUGGAGUUUAAAGACAGGAUAGAUGACAUCAGUAUAAGACAUAGAGAUGACUCGAAAGAACCAUUUGAACCAUUGGUGGUCAUGCAGUUUUCUUCUAAAACAAAUCAAGCUGCUGUUACCUGGAUGAUUGCCAAAUUGCAGGCUUCAAAACAGAAUGGUGGUGCUAAUUUACAAGUUCGCACUAUGGUUAUGCCACAUAAUAGUGAAACAGUAUUAUAUAUUGGUGCCAGUAGUCACAGAUUGAUUUUAGCAGGAGAGUUAUUAGAGAUUAAAAAACUAACAUUAGAUGGACAUUAUAAAGAAAUAUCAAUUCAUGAUUUACAAUCAUUUCAAGGAUCAGGUAAUGAUCCAAAAACAUUUUUCAACAACAGUGAGAAACAAAAGAUUAUAAAACAUGAAAUAGAGGGUAUCCGGGCUCAGGCUAUGGAUAGUAAUAUACCAGGCUAUGAGAAAAUCAGGUUAUAUCCUGGCAAAUCUAUUAUCAAGAAAUAUUUAAGUCGUGGAUUAGUAUUACAACUGUAUCCUUUACAUGAUGAAGAAGAAAUAAAGAGACUAGGGGAUGAAUGGUAUAACUAUAAAAAAGUAUUUAAUCCUCAACCCAUAGAUAAAAUACGCAAUUAUUUUGGGGAGAAAAUUGCAGUUUAUUUUGCAUUUCUUGGUGUUUAUACAAUAGCAUUGAUACCACCAGCUUUGAUUGGUAUAAUAUAUUUAAUUACGGCCUGGAAGAGUGUAUACAGAGAAGCUAUAUUUGCCAUAUUUAAUCUGAUCUGGUCAACUUUGUUAUUAGAGGGCUGGAAACGCUACUGUUCUGAAAUCAGUUUUAAAUGGGGAACAUUAGAAAAUGUAGGAACAUCAUUUGAAGAACCAAGAGCUAAUUAUCGUGGUGAAUUGGGACGGAAUAUAGUAACUGGUAAUCCAGAACCUGUUUAUCCUAAAUGGAAGAGAUUAGCUAAAUUUUAUUUUGUAACUGUACCAGUUAUAAGUUUAUGUUUAUGUGCCGCGUUCUUUGUGAUGUUGUUAUAUUUUUGGAUGCAGGCUUGGGCUGAUAAAGCCUAUAUAGAUAGUGGUCAUAGCUACUUCUAUUUACCUGUCCUAUAUACACCUUCAGGAAUAUAUGCUGUUAUGAUUGCUGUUGUUAAUGCUAUAUAUAGACUUAUAGCUAGAGAACUCAAUGAUUGGGAAAACCACCGUUUAGAAUCUUCAUACAAUAAUCAUUUUAUAGUUAAACUUGUUUUGUUUGACUUUGUUAAUUGUUUUAUGUCAUUAUUUUACGUGGCCUUUUAUCUACAAAAUAGAACAUUACUCAGAAGUCAUUUAGCCUGUUUGUUGAUAGCAUCUCAGUUAAUGGGACAAAUACAAGAGGCCAUGGUACCAUUUUUCUUUUUUAAACGACGAGAGAAACAGCUGAGUAAAGCUAUAACAAUGGUUGAAGAAUUAAAGCCAUUAGAUGAUAAAGCUGAAGAGAUAGAUAAAGGUGUAUUAAAGAGAAGUAUUGUUGAAGGUUCUAUGUCUGUUUAUGAUAGCACCAAUAAUGACUAUUUAGAACUAUUUCUACAGUUUGGUUAUGUUUUUCUCUUCUCUUCUGCCUUCCCACUUGCAGCAUUGUGGGCUUUACUGAACAAUGUCACUGAAAUCAGAUGUGAUGCCUUUAAGAUGUGUCGAGUUUCUCAAAGACCAUUUGCAGAAUCAGCUUCUAGUAUUGGGGCUUGGCAGGUAGCAUUUGAGGUGAUUGGUUUAAUGUCAGUAAUAACUAAUACUGCAUUGAUUGGUAUGGACCCUACUGUACAAGCAUUAUUACCAUCAGAUAUAUCAGCUGUUAAUAUGGUCAUCAUCUUUGUCAUUGUUGAGCAUUGUGUACUGGUUAUAAAAGGAGCUGUUGCUAUCUUCAUACCUGAUAUACCUAAAUGGGUUGAAUUAGAAAUAGCUAGAAAAGAAUAUAGAACUAAACAAGCAUUGCAGGCAGAGGUUUGUACAUCUUUCUAUCUUUGA